AUGGCGGCGAGGGCACUCGGGCUCGCUGGCCGAGCGCUCCUGCGACCGGUCGCCUCACCAGGCACCCAACGGCUGCUGUCGACUGACAAGAACUCACUGCAGGGCCUUACGAACGGCGAUCCGGUGAGCCGCCUCAUGCAAACACGGAAGCAGAAUGACAGCAUUUACCGUCGCUUUGCUGAAAAUGAUUUCACAGGCGGCGGUAGCAGGUCUGGCCGAUUAAACAUGGAAAUAACGUGGACAGCGGCUCCGCGAGUAAAGAUGGAUGUUCUACACAUCACACCCAAGGAGAAAAAGACCUUUGUGACCGUGACGGACGUCAAGGAGAACAGGAAGGCCCGGGCUUCUGCUGGCUGCUUGGAGGAUCGUAAAGGGCGGUCUCGUCUUGCUCGGUGCGCCGGUGAAGCAACAGGGAAACACAUGGGGCGAUCCGCCAGCACGAUUGGCCUCAAGUCGAUCGUCGUGAAAGUGAAAGGAUGUUCCUUUUUCAGGAAGAAGAAGAAAGUGCUCUUGAGCUUUGCAGCCGGUUCCCGAGGUGAAAGAGUGAGGAGCCUUUCUCCUAAAUAA
Triticum turgidum subsp. durum (durum wheat) is the source of this 567-nucleotide messenger RNA. NCBI's taxonomy places the organism in Eukaryota, Viridiplantae, Streptophyta, Magnoliopsida, Poales, Poaceae. The record is from the annotation of a GenBank genome assembly.